This is a messenger RNA of Pollicipes pollicipes, 2625 nucleotides long. RefSeq names its product histone-lysine N-methyltransferase NSD2. Lineage: Eukaryota; Metazoa; Arthropoda; Thecostraca; Pollicipedomorpha; Pollicipedidae. The record is from RefSeq and is a predicted model, not a curated record. Gene Ontology annotation, molecular function: protein binding.
AUGCCGUGCGAGCGCGGCGCAGCCGGUCGACCAGACGCCGGGCUCGGCCGGCACCAAAGAGAAGGCAGCCAAGAGUCAGGCGUCACCGAAGCCGGCCCCGGCGCCCGCGCCGCGCCCGACUCCAGCGUGCCUUGCGACUGGCUGGUGGGGGACGUGGUGUGGGCACGGGUCAGCGGGUACCCGCUCUGGCCGGCCAUCGUCCUCUACGACACCGGGGAGGGACAGUUCACCAAGGUCGUCAGGAAGGCCGGCUGCAAGACGUCGCGGCGGUACCACGUGCGCUUCUUCGGCGACCUGUGCCGCGGCUGGAUCCACCCGAACAACCUGCGCCCGUUCGAGGGGCGCGCCCAGUUCGACCAGCUGGCGCGCGCCGAGCAGGCCGGGCCGCGGCGCGUCGCCGGCAAGGAGAGCAGCCAGUUCCGUCUCUCCAGCCGCAACCUGCCCAAGUGGCUGACGGGCGUGGCCGAGGCCACGGCCAGCGCCGCGCUGGAGAGGUACGAGCGCGUAAAGCCGUUCGUGGCGCAGGACGAGCCGGGGGCCCCCGCUGCGGAGCCAGAGCCGGCUCCUGCACCCAAGCCAAAGCCGCGCCGGCGCAAAUCCGCGCCCGCCUCGGUACAGGCGUCCGCCACCCCCGCUCCCUCCGCCACCGUCACCGCCUCCUCUCCCGCCCCUGGCACCGCCCCCAGCACCCUCUGCGAGGAGAACGGCGAGCUGGGCCGAGAGCUGUGCGCCGGCGCGCCGGCCUCGGCCGUGCGCUUCUCGUGCGCCGAGUGCCUGUCGGGCCAGCACGUCUGUUUCGUCUGCAAGUCGGCGUCCGGCGCGCUGGAGCGCUGCGGCUGGACGGGCCGCUGCGGCAAGCACUUCCACCGGGCGUGCCUGCGCCUGUUCCCGCAGGCCACCAGCUCCGAGCACAGGCUCGUGUGUCCGCUGCACGUGUGUCACACGUGCGUCAGCGAGGACCCGCGCCGGCUGGCCGCCCAGUUCAAGCCGACCGACAAGCUGUUCAAGUGCGUCCGCUGCCCGACCGCCUACCACGCCAGCGAACGCUGCGUGGCGGCCGGGACGGAAAUCUUGAACGCGUCACAGAUCAUCUGCACCAAACACUACGGCCGCGACACCAAGAGGGGCUCCUCUUCUCACCACAUCAACACCACCUGGUGCUUCAUCUGCUCCAAAGGCGGCAGCCUGAUCUGCUGCGAGAGCUGCCCGGCCUCGUUCCACGUGGAGUGCAUCAACGCGCCGAUCCCGGACGGCGGCUACGUGUGCGAGGAGUGCGAGAGCGGCCGCUUCCCGCUCUACGGCGAGGUGGUCUGGGUCAAGCUGGGCUUCUACAGGUGGUGGCCGGCGAUGGUGGUGCCACCCAACGACAUUCCGGAGAACCUUCUGCAGAUGGAGUACAGCACGGGCCAGUUUGUCGUGCGCUUCUUCGGCUCCAAGGACUACACCUGGAUGCGGCGCGGUCGCGUCUUUCUCUUCGAGGAGGGGGACUCGGUGGGCCGAGUGCACGCCACCGGCUCUAAGACGCUGACCUCGUCGUACAAGAAGGCCAUGCAGGAGGCCACCGUCUACUACAAGCAGUACAAAGAGAGCCGCGAGAAGCAAAGGGAGGCGACCGACAUUCUGCGGCCGCCGGCCUACAUCCGGAUCAAGAGCAACAAACCGGUGGGCGGCGUGAAGCUGUCGAGCGGCGAUGUCAGUCAGGCGACGGCCUGCGGCUGCCGGCCCACCGACGAGAGGCCUGCGGAUGCUCAUGUUCGAGUGCCACCCGGAGCUGUGUCGAGCCGGCGAGCGCGCUGCCUGAACCAGCGCUUCCAGAAGCGACUCUACCCGCCGCUGCAGGUGGUGCGCACCAGCGACAAGGGCUGGGGUCUGGCCGCGCUCGUCGACCUGAAAAAAGGCGACUUCGUGAUCGAGUACGUGGGAGAGGUGAUCAGCGAAGCGGAGCUGCAGCGGCGCGUCGAGUACAAACACCGCAUGCAGGACGACAACUACUACUUCCUCACCGUCGACAAGGACCGCAUCUUGGAUGCCGGGCCCAAGGGCAAUCAAGCCAGGUUCAUGAACCACUGCUGCCAGCCCAACUGCGAGACGCAGAAGUGGACCAUAAACUCUGAGACUCGGGUGGGGCUGUUCGCCAUCACCGACAUCCCGGCCGGCGAGGAGCUCAACUUCAACUACAACUUCGACUGCGUCGGCACGGCCAAGAAGCGGUGCAUGUGCGGAGCGCCCAACUGCAGCGGCUACCUGGGAGACAAGGCGCUCAAGGUGCUGAAGACGACGCGCGACGACAAGACGAAGCGGGCGAAGCGGCGCCGCCGGCGACGGCCGGCCAAGCCGCGCUCCGAGGACGACUGCUUCCGCUGCGGCCUCGGCGGCCAGCUGAUCCUCUGCGACUUCGCCGACUGCCCCAAGGCGUACCACGCCAGCUGUCUGCAGCUGGACCGGGCCCCUUACGGCAAGUGGGUUUGUCCGUGGCACCACUGCGACAUAUGCGGACAGCGGGCCGUGCAGAUGUGCGUCCAGUGUCCCAACUCGCUCUGCAAGAACCACCUGAACACGAGCAUGGCACACCACCCGGAGCUGGGCGACCUGUGCGACGACCACGAGCCGGCCGAGGUGGCGCAG